UGUUUUUAUUCCAGCUUCUGGCUGUGGGCAUACGCGUUCAUGUCCUUGAUUAAAGGUUGCUCAGCAUGUGAACCAGAAGAACGGUUAUUUCAAAAACUUUUCUCCCAUUACAACCACUUCAUCAGACCGGUGGAAAAUGUAUCUGAUCCUGUGACAGUACAUUUUGAAGUGGCAAUUACACAGCUUGCAAAUGUGGAUGAAGUCAAUCAGAUUAUGGAAACCAACCUGUGGCUGCGACAUAUUUGGAAUGACUAUAAAUUGCGAUGGGAUCCAAUGGAAUAUGGUGGAAUUGAAUUUGUUCGGGUGCCGGCGGAUAAAAUUUGGAAACCUGAUAUCGUCUUGUAUAACAAUGCUGUUGGGGAUUUUCAAGUCGAAAGCAAGACCAAAGCUCUUCUUAAAUAUGAUGGGAUGAUCACUUGGACUCCACCUGCUAUUUUUAAAAGCUCCUGUCCUAUGGACAUCACAUUUUUUCCCUUUGACCAUCAGAAUUGUUCACUGAAAUUUGGCUCCUGGACAUAUGACAAAGCCAAAAUUGACCUCCUGAUUAUUGGAUCCAAAGUGGAUAUGAAUGACCUUUGGGAAAACAAUGAAUGGGAAAUAGUUGAUGCCUCUGGCUAUAAACACGAUAUAAAAUAUAAUUGUUGUGAAGAGAUCUAUACAGAUAUAACAUACUCCUUUUAUAUCCGAAGGCUACCCAUGUUUUACACCAUUAAUCUGAUCAUUCCCUGUCUCUUCAUUUCAUUCCUAACUCUAUUAGUCUUUUACCUUCCGUCUGACUGUGGUGAGAAGGUGACCCUCUGCAUCUCAGUGCUACUUUCUCUGACUGUAUUUUUGUUGGUGAUCACAGAGACAAUCCCGUCAACCUCUCUGGUCAUUCCACUGGUUGGCGAAUACCUGCUCUUCACCAUGAUAUUUGUGACCCUAUCAAUUGUCAUCACAGUGUUUGUGCUGAACAUCCAUUACAGGACUCCAACCACACACACCAUGCCCAAAUGGGUAAAAAGCGUCUUUCUCAAGCUCCUGCCCAAAGUCCUGAUGAUGACGAGACCUCUAGAGCCGCAGAAGGAAGCCAGCUCUAAAAAGAGUAAGAAAGGGCUUGCCAAUAAAUCUAGCAAGAUGAAGCAAUACGGAGACAUUAAAUUAUACAAGGAGCAGAGAUGCUGCCACUGUGACAAGGUGAACCAACUUGUUACCGGCAAAAGAAGAUUGAGCCCUCAGCCCAUGAAAUGGGGGAUGGAGCACGUCAAGUACUCCGCUGAAGUCGGCGAGGUAAUUAGCAACGUUCAGUUCAUCGCUGAAAACAUGAAGAGCCAAAACGAAACUAAAGAGGUCGAGGAUGACUGGAAGUACGUGGCUAUGGUGAUAGACAGGGUGUUCCUUUGGGUGUUCAUCGUUCUCUGUGUGUUUGGGACAGGAGGGUUAUUUCUGCAGCCACUAAUAGCAGACACAUAAUCCCAGCAAUGCUGGUUAGUUUUUGUUUUGUCCAAUUCCCUACUUUUUUGGAGUUCCACCCAUCCCCUCCACUUUCUCUUGUUACACUGGGCCCAUCCUCCAAGGGUCCAUCUGCAAAGGCUGCUGUUAAGGUGAUGUUCCCUCUGGCUAAGCGGUCAGGGUGUGGCUUCCCCUUCCAACAGUCACAGGGAGAGAGAAGGCAUUCCAUCCUGAGGUCAGUUUCAGACUGUCACAUAUCAUCGUCGAGUGCCCACUGACUGACUUCAAUGGCGGGCUGCCGUCUCUCCAUCUGGCUGAUGACACCAUUCAAUGACUGGGCACGUUGCACAUACACCCAUGAUCCCUUUGGGGACCUCUGUGGCAAUUCCUGCUCCUUAUUAUCUAGGGGGAGAUUUUCAAAAGCCCCCAGUCUCGGCCUAAUUUUGCUCCCAUUGACGGCAAUGGUAACCACUGACUCCAACAGAAGCAGAGCUAGGCUAGUGGGAAUUUUACCAUUGCCUCCAUUGAAGGCAGAGUUUAGGCCAGCGCUGGGCCCUUGGAAAAUCCCCCGCCUACUGUAUUCUAGCUCUCUUGCUUCUGCUCCCAAGUGCACCCUAAACAUUGCAUGUGUUUGGUUUGCUGUCUUUCUAUCCACUUAGUACUUCACUACAGCACUCGGAUUACCUACGACAAUCCUGCUGGAUGAGUUGAUGUUUUGUUGUAUUCUUACAGUGAAGCCAUCAACGUGAAUAAAAGUACUAUAAAAACCAAAAUAGUCAAUAGGCGGACCAUGAGCCAAAUCCGACUCGCUAGAUGC
Malaclemys terrapin pileata is the source of this 2248-nucleotide messenger RNA. RefSeq names its product cholinergic receptor nicotinic alpha 6 subunit (gene CHRNA6). The transcript is spliced from 6 exons. Bases 40 to 1452 code for a protein of 470 amino acids. Gene Ontology annotation, molecular function: acetylcholine-gated monoatomic cation-selective channel activity; transmembrane signaling receptor activity. The record is from RefSeq and is a predicted model, not a curated record. NCBI's taxonomy places the organism in Eukaryota, Metazoa, Chordata, Testudines, Emydidae. Gene Ontology annotation, cellular component: postsynaptic membrane; synapse; neuron projection. Gene Ontology annotation, biological process: regulation of membrane potential; signal transduction; chemical synaptic transmission.